AUGCGGCUAUGGCUUCUUCUGUUCGCGCCUCCGGUAGAUAUCACCGAGAAUGUUGUUGUGGUGAUGGUGGUGGUGGUGGUGGUGAUGGUGGUGGUGGUGGUGGCGGUGGUGGCGGUGGCGGUUGGUGUUGUUGUGAUGGCACUGGUCAUAGCUGCCAUGACUCUGAGCAUUUCUAGAAUGCGAUUCAUGUAUGAUGUGGUUACUGGUGGUCGUGGUGCCGGUGUGACUGUGGGUCCGGAAAAGUCGCGCUCGACGAAGAGCGUCAAGAUCGAAGACAUGUUUAAGUCGAUCGGCUCGGGUGUGGUGGAAACGGGGGAGACGCUGGGCUCGGGACUCGGCAGCCUCGGUGAGAAUGCUCUUGAAGUGGUGACAAGCCCUUUCCGUGCGAUGGGUAAGAAAGGGGCUCUGUACUUCAGCGGCGUUUUUGCGGGUUCUGCGCUGAACUCAAACAUUGAUUCGGUGGAAGAGUGGCUCCAGUAUGUCAUGUCCAGCUUCGUGCUCUACCACGAUGAUCCGAAAAAGAGCUGCAACAUCAAGAAGGGUCCCUGGGGUAUUGCUGGCACAAAGCCCGACUAUGGCCACUGCAAUUUUCCGCUUGCUUAUGAAGACGGUUCUCCACUUUGGGAAGGUCCGCUCUUCCCGUAUAGUGACGGAAAGGGCAACGACUUCAACAUCUCCUUGAGGGUGAAGGCGGGCCAAGUUCGCGGCCUUGAGGCCUUGCAGGUUCAAUCCUCUCGCUGCUUCGGCAAUGUCGUCAGCAACGGAGGCCUUUGCAAGCUCGAGUUGGCUCCUUCAGGGAAGGAUGAGGAAAAUCUGGCUGUGACCGAUCUCGAAGUGGAGAUCUUCUGCGAGGGCAAGUGCAGCAUUCAAGACCAAGUGCUAGGCGUCUUGUCUUCCGACGACGCCAUCGAAGUAGGCAAGCACGUCUACGUCUACAAGGAAGGGAGCCCAGGAUACGGGAACAAGUGCAAAUCUGAGAAGCACGUCAUCACAAGGAACUUUGUGAGGCAGCGCUGGGUAGUUUAG
Messenger RNA from Symbiodinium sp. CCMP2456, 1026 nucleotides. The record is from the annotation of a GenBank genome assembly. NCBI's taxonomy places the organism in Eukaryota, Dinophyceae, Suessiales, Symbiodiniaceae.